AUGACGGAAGCAGGAGGCAUCGUCACAGGAGAGUCGACUUCGACUAGAUGCUUGUUCUUUGAAGGAGAUGACGACUCCGUGUUCGGUGGAUUCCUUGCAAGAAAGCACCAGAAUCACCACCUAGUGGGAAAUGCGACAGGACGAGGAGAGACGAGGAGCCACUUCAAGUCGGGUGCGGGAUGUCCUGAUUGCGGACAGACCCGUCGGCGUGACGCGUCGCGUCGCGGUCACCUGACAUUGUGUCACUAUGAGUCUGGACCGUGCGCGCAGGUUCGAGUUGAGAUGUCCGACAAAGUCUACGAACAGCUAGCUGAAAUUCAUAUCGGGGAGGGCCAGAAGGAGAGAGAGAACGGAGAGCCAGUCGAUCAGCUGAAAGAGUCUAUCACAAUAUUCAGAGAAGUGUAUAGGCUGUUCAAGGCAACGUUGCAAAGCUUGCAUAACGAGCCGGAUUCUUGCAACCUGUCCGUACCUACUGAAAUCCAAUCUUUAUGCGGUUCAGGCCGCAUCCUCCAAUUCUCUGUAGACGAGUUGAUCUGGCCCGAGAGUAGCACCACCCGUUUCCUGAAGCUUGCUCCCGUGCACGACUAUAACCCGAAUGUUGAUAGGCGAAUCGGCGAAUGGGCCAAAUCAAAAACGCAGCCGGGGUUGCAUGUGACGCCCGGCCCCCAGGCUCGGGAAGUGUUACUUCACAUGCAUGACGGCGAUUGGGGAUAAUAUGGGAUGUACGCGCAUGUUGGUACCGCAGUAAUAUCACUUGGAGAACUUGGGAACCUCAUAUCGCC
Laetiporus sulphureus 93-53 is the source of this 782-nucleotide messenger RNA. RefSeq lists its product as uncharacterized. The coding region runs from base 1 to 714 and encodes 237 amino acids. The record is from RefSeq and is a predicted model, not a curated record. The transcript has 8 exons. Lineage: Eukaryota; Fungi; Basidiomycota; Agaricomycetes; Polyporales; Laetiporaceae.